Molecule: messenger RNA, 1250 nt
Organism: Caenorhabditis elegans
Lineage: Eukaryota; Metazoa; Nematoda; Chromadorea; Rhabditida; Rhabditidae
Gene: T07A5.1
Cellular component (GO): membrane
Source: RefSeq, marked reviewed
UUUUUGAAGAAAAGUUGUGUAUAAAAGGACAUUGUAAUUAGGUUUUCAAAACAUUUUCAAUUAAAAAAAUGAAUCCCCGUCUUCGAGUUUAUAUUUUUGCUGGUAUUUUCCUAUUUAUUGCACUUAUAAUAUUAAUUAAAAUAUUUUUCGAAGAAGAAAAGUUUGAUGUUCUUGUAGUUUCUCUAGACUCAAAAGAAAAAACCUCGAAAGAAUGCCUAUCAAAUCUCCAAUCAGUUUCUAUUCCGGUCCCAGCACUAAUCAUUGAUAAGACUGUCUUAAAAGCAAUCUACCAAGAAAAUUGUGAGCAUAUUUUUGAACGGAAAAUUAAGAUUGGUAUUGAUAAGAGAAAUUGGAAAUUGAUAGCGAAUCAUAAUGAAUCAUCAAUUUUCGAAUGUAUUCGGAUGGAAAAUAAGACGAGUAAUGAUUAUUUGCAAUUUGAUACACAACCUGCACGUGCUGUUCUGAAAAACUUCAACACAUUUUCCAUAGGGAAUCUUCAUAUCCCAAGUAAUAUCCCAUUGUUUCUCAAAAUGUGGGAACGAUCUGAAAUUCGGGGCUGCUUAAAUCUAAUUGUGCACAGAAAUAUGACAAAGAGUCAGCAGUUUAAUCACGGGAAAGAGGCAGCUGAGAAGCUCGCCGAGUUCAGGGACGUGCUUUUGACGUUCAAUAUGUUCGCUUUUUUGAAUGGAGGAACUUUGUUAGGUUGGUAUCGUGAAUGCGGUUUUAUACCUCACACUGCUGACAUUGACUUGGCAAUGUUCGCUGAAGAUUUUCACCCAGAAAUCACACAUUUCCUACUGUCUCGGACAUCUUCGUUUCAGCUAUUGCGAAGUCUAGGAAUGCUUAAUGACUCCUAUGAACUCACGGUGACCCCAAAAACCGGGUAUAUUGUGAAUAUGGAUUUAUUUUUGAUGUAUAAGGAUGUGCACAAAAACGGAAGUGUCAUCAAUUGGGUCGGCGGAGCAAGCAAUGACAUAAAAUACAAGUACACCUACCCGGCAUAUGAUCCCUGGUGUGCUGCAGAUCUUCACGGGCACCUAUUCUGGGUGACCUGUUCCCCACAGAAAAUGCUCGUGUUCGAGUACGGUAACCUAUGGUACGAAGACCACCCAAGUAGCCAAUACGACUGGCGGAGCACAGCAAAGAAUGUGAGAACGAACGGGCUGUGGAGUGAUGUGGAAUUGAAAAAUGUUUCCAAAUUAUAUUAAUUUCAUUCAUUUAUAGAUCUUAUAUGAAUUUCGUCAGACCUC